CUUUCACAUUGAAUCCUCAGAUAAUCUUCACAAUGUCAAAGCCAGGAGAGGAGAAGGUCUCUGAAAUAUCUCCCGUCUUAUUCCUGGAAGCCAGUGGACAUUCAAUGCGCUUCUAUGUGAGACCCGGUCCGACUAAAACGCAGCUUUACCCUCUGAUAUCUAAUGGCGGAGGCAUUCUGUGUCGGAAUCAAGAGCCCGGAGCCAUUUUGCUGGUCGAUCCGGGCGACGUGACCAGUGCGAUGGCGAGCACUGGGCAGAAAUACAUCUCUUCGAAAUUCAUCCGAGAUUGUGUAGAGCAGAACCAGCAGUUGGACCGGGACGACUAUGUGAUCAGUGUGGGACCGUCUGUCCAGACGAGGAUGGCUGCCCGUCACCAGGGCACCGGACGUCUGGGUUACUCGCCUGAAGACGACGCCGCUAUUGUGAAGUUCAUGGAAAAGCGGCUGCAUGAAGCCAAAGGAAACCUGGUUUGGAAAGAAAUGGAGAAGCGGAGUGUCACCUGCCACAGCUGGCAGUCCAUGAAGGAUCGGUUUCUAAAGCACCUUCAGCACAAGCUCACGGAGAAAAGCCCGAAGAAAAGCCCCUCUAAAAGAAAAGCUCUUUUGUUUACUCAAAGCCCCUUAUCGAAGAAGACAGCAACUCAGACCUCAGAACCAGAGGCUGAUACAGACACCUCACGAAAGUCCGACGCUGUGUCGGAUUCAUCUGAAACGCAAAUCUCCACAGAGUGUCCAACUGUUAGGACCAUCCCUCCUCCUUCUCCCGAGAGAGCCAGUUCUCCUCCAGAGGCGGCCAGCGAGUCUCUACAUGAGCGGCAGGAUGAAUCCCGUGUCCCGGUCCAAGAGCAAGAAACUCCAGGGCCUCCUCCUUCUCCCGAGAGAGCCAGUUCUCCUCCAGAGGCGGCCAGCGAGUCUACACAUGACCGGCAGGACGAGUCCUGUGUCCCGGUCCAAGAGCAAGAAACUUCAGGGCCUCCUCCUUCUCCCGAGAGAGCCAGUUCUCCUCCAGAGGCGGCCAGCGAGUCUCCACAUGAGCGGCAGGAUGAAUCCCGUGUCCCGGUCCAAGAGCAAGAAACUCCAGGGCCUGAAAUAUCCAAAAGUCCUAGAUUAGAGGAAGAUCGUGAUGGACAAGACAUUCCAGAUGGAUCAAGUGAACAACCAUCUCUCAACAAAACAAAACAAACAACCAGCAAAACCGCCACAGCUGAUUCUAAGAAACUUGGGAUUCUUGCAAAAGCUGCAAGAGAAUUUGAGGACUCAGAUGUGAUGGAUGAAAGUGAAGAAGGGGAAGACCCAUGUGAAGCCCCGAUCGUCGAGCCCUCAGACGCACAUGAAAGUUCGGCGACACCUUCGAUGUUUGCCAGGGAACCAGAGAGCCAAGCUGAGCACCACGAGGAAGCCCGACAGGAAUCAGCAGCACCUGAGGAAGAGGAGCGUCCCGGGCCCAGUUCCACAGCGUUCACCACCCACGCAAUCAUGCUAAACUCCGAGUCACGGGAACCAAACCACAGCCAGGCCGGAGGAACGCCGGAGGAAACCCUCACCAGGCUCAAGGAGCAGGUCAAGAGCUUGAUGAGAGACAGUAAGAAAGAACUGGUUGAGGUGACCAAGGCGCUGUUGAAAGCCAGCGGUGACCUUGCACGCGCUCGGGUGUAUCUGAUCGAUGGGUACGAUCAGGAGAUUCACGGGCCGCUCUGGAAUCAUCUGGACGACGAGGUCCUCCUGUUGGCGGAUUCGUAUGAACUUGAGCAGCUUCAGUUGAAAUUCGGAGAGGAGGAAGUGAGCAGGAGAAGAGCCUUCCUCACGGCGGGCAAGAACUGAGAGGAUUUGCUGUUGCUUGGUUUUACAAUAUCACUCAGUUUUAUAUUCUCAGUUCAGUUUUGUGUUAAAGUUCAUAUGAGAAUUUUUGCUAAUAAUUACUUUGUUAUUUAUAUAUAUAAAUUAAAGUAUUUUCCUUA
Pimephales promelas (fathead minnow) is the source of this 1957-nucleotide messenger RNA. Lineage: Eukaryota; Metazoa; Chordata; Actinopteri; Cypriniformes; Leuciscidae. The record is from RefSeq and is a predicted model, not a curated record.